This is a messenger RNA of Manihot esculenta (cassava), 1249 nucleotides long. Its product is annotated as polyubiquitin. Gene Ontology annotation, molecular function: protein tag activity; ubiquitin protein ligase binding. NCBI's taxonomy places the organism in Eukaryota, Viridiplantae, Streptophyta, Magnoliopsida, Malpighiales, Euphorbiaceae. The record is from RefSeq and is a predicted model, not a curated record. The coding region runs from base 162 to 1079 and encodes 305 amino acids. Gene Ontology annotation, biological process: modification-dependent protein catabolic process; protein ubiquitination. The transcript is spliced from 2 exons. Gene Ontology annotation, cellular component: nucleus; cytoplasm.
GUGUCUAAAACCCAUUGCGUGAAUUACUCCGUUGCCGUUACGAAGUCGGCCAUCUCUUUCUAUAAAUUAAACGCCAAAAUUGCCUUUGCUCUCCGCCUUAGUUUGUUCCAUUAUCUUCUCUCGUGAAGUUCUAAGAAAUCAAUCAGAAAAGCUCCUUCAAGAUGCAGAUCUUCGUUAAGACCCUCACCGGAAAAACCAUCACUCUCGAGGUCGAGAGCAGCGACACCAUCGACAACGUCAAAGCCAAAAUCCAGGAUAAAGAAGGUAUCCCACCAGACCAGCAGCGUCUCAUCUUUGCCGGAAAGCAACUUGAGGACGGCCGUACCUUGGCUGAUUACAACAUCCAAAAGGAGUCGACUCUCCACCUCGUCCUCCGUCUCCGUGGUGGCAUGCAGAUCUUUGUGAAAACCUUGACCGGAAAGACUAUUACCCUUGAGGUCGAGAGCAGCGACACCAUUGACAACGUCAAGGCUAAGAUUCAGGACAAGGAAGGAAUUCCCCCAGAUCAGCAAAGGCUUAUCUUUGCCGGAAAACAGCUGGAGGACGGCCGCACAUUAGCCGAUUAUAACAUUCAGAAGGAAUCUACCCUUCACCUCGUGCUUCGUCUGCGUGGAGGGAUGCAGAUUUUCGUGAAGACCUUGACUGGAAAAACUAUUACCCUGGAGGUGGAGAGCAGCGACACCAUUGAUAAUGUUAAGGCAAAAAUUCAGGACAAGGAAGGUAUCCCACCAGAUCAGCAGAGGCUGAUCUUCGCCGGGAAGCAGCUGGAAGAUGGCCGGACUUUGGCUGAUUACAACAUUCAGAAGGAAUCCACUUUGCACCUAGUGCUCAGGCUUCGGGGAGGAAUGCAGAUCUUUGUCAAGACCUUGACUGGGAAGACCAUCACUUUGGAGGUGGAGAGCAGCGACACAAUCGAUAAUGUGAAGGCGAAGAUUCAGGAUAAGGAGGGUAUUCCCCCAGAUCAGCAGAGGCUUAUCUUUGCUGGGAAGCAGCUGGAGGAUGGAAGGACUCUUGCUGAUUAUAACAUCCAGAAAGAGUCGACCCUUCACCUUGUCCUGCGUCUGCGUGGUGGAAUCUGAGGGGUUUCUAUAUUUCUACUAUGAAUUUGUUGUUGGGAGAUCAUAAUUAAUGGGUCUCUCUUAUUUUAAGAUGUGAUGAUGUGUGAUUGGCCUCUUCAUGGCCUUGUGGAUGAUGUCUGUUUUUACUUAACUUCUAUUAAAUAAAAAUUUAUCUGUUUCUGUUCUGUUCA